UUGAACGUUAUUAGGGCCACCUGACCAGACUUGGCGGCGAUAUGCCUUAGGUAAAGCGGAAUUGGGCUUUCGUCCGGGCUGCCAUUGGCAUAGUUUAAUCUCCCGCAAUACGGCAUCGCAGGCAAGGCUCUCCGUGUGCAUUCAACAGCUGGCGGUUAACCAUCCGAGGAUAUUGUUGAUGUAAAGUAGCGGUGCGCCGAAAUCUUCACUCAUUGGUUUUGACGUCCUGCCGGGCUGAACCGCCGGCAUCUCCGCCGUUUUGCCGCGUUCGCGCUCGUCUUUUGCUCAAACAAGUGAUUGCUGACGCCAGCACACGCGUGCGGUAAGCCCAAUCGUUUACCGUAGAUGUCAUCUGUCGGCAUUAGGUACGCGUCCUGCUUGCACGCACCCAACAGAUGACACUGUGACUUUGCUAUCCCCAGGUUUACCUAGUGUCCGCAAAUUCUCUUCUCAUUCUAGCUGUGCCGUGUGUCUAGGGGAGAUACACCGCUAUCUACCUGCACUCAACUCUUCCCAUCUCUGUUUCCGGAAGAUAUGGACAUACUACAGGCUGGUACGUACAACCAGCGCGGUGGCCGUGCUCAACAGCCGUACUUGAUAUUCCUUGAUGGCUGAGGGAGAUAGCCAUGCCUCCACGCACGGCAGCUGAGCGAUCUAAUCAAGAGAUGCACUGUUAAUUAACAUCAAAUGUCGUUUCAUUACGAUGAAGCCUGUUAUCGCCUCUACAUGGAGAUCUAGACUGGCAUCAUAGCUGGACAUAAAAACUCGCCUGUGAAAAGAAAGCUAUUGAUCCGUGUAGGCUUCUAGACGCCGCGCCUCGCUCUGUGGUUCGCUCGGGGUGAAAGGCCAGCUUUGUACCCACAACACCGGCUGAACUCCCGGACAACCUUGCCAAGUUUACACGGAGGCCGGCAUAAUCUUUAUUAAGCGUGUGCUGCUUCCAUUGUAGUGCCGCUAGCGACGUGCUCGCCCACCGUGCCGUGAAUAACAAUCACCAGAACCCCUCAAUCAACAACAGGGGAAAGAUUGAUUCAAGGAAGGUCGUGGGGAGGGAAACACUGACGAUGGCGUACCUACCAGACAAAUUGGGCCACCCGUUUGUUGUCCUCCUGUCCAUUCUCUGCACCGCCCCCCUGGUGCAGACCAGAGACCCGGUGGUGAGAAUAGGGGGAGGAGAAGACUCUCCCUCCCUCCGCGGAAUUAAAGUUGACCUUGACAACAGCGAUAAAGAGUUGGUACCUGUGGAGAAAUACCUCGGUAUCCCCUAUGCUGAACCGCCGACUGGAGUGUACCGCUUCAAGCAGGCGAAGUUGCAGGCACCGAACUGGGACGGUGCGCGGAACGCCACCAGCUUCGGUCCGGCGUGCAUGCAGGCAGUACGGAAAACAACCAUGACCACGCCUUCAUGGACACGUCAACAAGUGGCAUCAAUGCAACCAUAUCUACAAACACUGAACGAAGACUGCCUGUACCUAAACAUCUAUAGGCCCAUCAAUAAAGAUGGUACUGAGAUGAGGAACCGGACGGUGAUGGUGUUCAUUCACGGCGGCUGGUGGUCCUCAGGGACCGGCUCCAUGUACAACGGCACCAUCCUGGCCAGCUACGGGAAGGUCAUUGUCGUCACCUUCAACUACAGGCUGGGGAUAUUUGGUUUCCUUAGCACAGAAGAUGGCAAUGCACGAGGGAACUACGGCCUGUGGGACCAGAUCAGGGCCCUGGAAUGGGUGAACAGCUACAUCAGCUUCUUUGGAGGAGACCCCCAUAACAUCGUGAUCUUCGGCUCGGGAACCGGCGCUGCCUCAGUGCAUCUACUCAUGUUGUCUCCAAAGGCCAGAAACAAGUUUCGGCGUGGAAUAUCUAUGAGUGGAUCCGCCUUAGCUACAUGGGCCAUGAGCCGCAACGGGAGAGCCUACGCUACAGCGGCUGCCAAACAGGUGAACUGUGAUAACAGUAACACAAAAAUUAUGGUAGAUUGCCUCCGUGGGAAGUCCGCAGACGUUCUGGCUAACAUCAGUACAUCGAUAGUAGAGCCAUCGCGAUAUUAUUUCGCCUUCGCCCCCGUGGUUGACCUCUUCGUCAUCCCCAGUGAUCCGACCAGACUCACUACAAAGAACAUGUCUAAUUUGCCGUAUGACUACAUGGUUGGCGUGACGGAAAGUGACGGUUUUAUGUACGUGGACGGAGUGAAGGGGGUUGGAGAUGAUGGCAUCAACAAGGACGAUUUUGAAGGCCUUGUAGACAACUUCGUGCAGCAGGUCUUUCAGAGUAGACAGCCGGAGAUCAAAGAUGCCGUGACGUUUAGCUACACGGACUGGAGCGACAGAAACAACGACAUCAAGAGGAGAAAGAGCACCGUUGCUCUGUUCACGGACUACUUCUUCGUCCAGCCAGCAGUGACUACACUGAACGCGAUUGCGCCUGUGCUGAAAGGGAACACGUUCUUCUAUGCAUUCCUGUACCGGGGAGAAGUUGGCUUUGGACCAGAGUGGGCUGCAGCUGUACACGGCGAAGAGUUACCAUUUAUAUUCGGAGCUCCCGUGGGUGCAAAGCUGGGAAGGGGUGCGCUGUACUCAUUCUCUAACUUUACCGACCAAGACAAUAUGUACAGCGUUGCUCUGAUGACAUAUUGGACCAACUUUGCCAAAACUGGGAAUCCCAAUCUGCCAGGAAUGCAAAAGCCAUCUUUUCUCGGCAUCAGGCCCAACAAGUUCGAAGGUGUAGUUUGGCCGAGGUACAUUGCAGAAAAUCAGGAUUAUUUGUAUAUGGCCAUGAGACCAAGACAAAGGGACAAUUAUCGUGCCAAUAAACUGAUGUUCUGGAUAGAGUGGUUACCGAAGGUGCAGACCCCGUCACAGAUGGCAACCCCACCGGGACAGCCCGAUCUGUCGAAAUGUCCAAAUUAUCCGCCCACUCGGGGCACGUCCGUCCGGUGGAGACCCAGACCCGGGCCCGAUGUGCUGAUAGGACGGGGGACCAAGUCACCUCCUGUACAGAGCAGCUCCAGGGAGCUGAACGUCACCAUUGCCGUUGGAGCAUCGUUGUUACUCAUCAACAUCAUCGUCUUCAUAGUGGUGAACUAUAGGAGAAUUGACUGUGCGGCGUACCGUAGGAGAAAAAAGCGCACCGACAAGAAAAAGAAGCUGAACGCCAACCAUUCAGGAAGCAUACCGUCUGUGAGGAUAUUAGAGAUCGGGCCACCCAUCCGCGGGCAGGACCUGAUGCUGACACCAGAGGAACCUUCUGGAAACAGUCGGUCAUCUUUGGACUACUAUCAUCCAAACAACCACAUCGAACAAACUUCUCAACUCUGACAAUACCUGUACACAGUCGAGUACAGCAGCCUCUGCAGCUGGGCGGAUUCUUUCCUGCCGUUCACAGUAACUAAAUCAUAAUCAAUGAACAAGAACCGGCCCUACAGAUCAUUACCUUGCAUUUUAGAGGUGCCUUUUUUAUCAAAGGACAUCGUUUUGCACGAACAGGCCCUUGUGUACAAAAAAGUCCAGUGUGUCUACACCACAUGAGAUGUAAAAAGAUAUGUAGUGUAAGCUACAUAUACUAUAUGUUACCAAUGGUCAACGUUUGACACGAGGAUUUUUCACCCAGUCUUGGUUGGAUAACGAUACUUGUGAGGAAGAUGAAAAUAGUGAAUACUUUCGUCUUCCUUAAAAACAGACUUGACAAGUAAAGCUUCAAAAAAGUGUCCAUAUAAUGACAUUAUAUGUGUACAUGAAUACCUAUCUAUCUAUAUACGCCUAUCAACACACACAUAUAUAUAUAAUACAUAUAUCGGCAUGUGAUUACUCACGCUUUGAACUGUAUCUAGAAGUAUCUGAAAUAUACGUAGGUAACAACUUUG
Molecule: messenger RNA, 3856 nt
Organism: Branchiostoma floridae (Florida lancelet)
Lineage: Eukaryota; Metazoa; Chordata; Leptocardii; Amphioxiformes; Branchiostomatidae
Product: neuroligin-4, X-linked-like
Exons: 7
Coding region: 1065-3311 (748 amino acids)
Biological process (GO): postsynaptic membrane assembly; chemical synaptic transmission; neuron cell-cell adhesion
Cellular component (GO): membrane; synapse; cell surface
Molecular function (GO): neurexin family protein binding; signaling receptor activity
Source: RefSeq, a predicted model, not a curated record